Messenger RNA from Nicrophorus vespilloides, 2298 nucleotides. RefSeq names its product ionotropic receptor 21a (gene Ir21a). The record is from RefSeq and is a predicted model, not a curated record. Gene Ontology annotation, cellular component: membrane. Gene Ontology annotation, molecular function: ligand-gated monoatomic ion channel activity. The transcript has 8 exons. The coding region runs from base 1 to 2223 and encodes 740 amino acids. NCBI's taxonomy places the organism in Eukaryota, Metazoa, Arthropoda, Insecta, Coleoptera, Silphidae.
AUGAAACUGUGGUUACUCAUUUCACUGAGUUUGUUUCUCCACGGCGAAGGUGCUCUGCAGAAAGAACACGAGAAACCUCAAGCUGUUAAGUGGAUGGACUCGUUCUUCGGCCGCAGAAAGGAGUACGAUCAAAGUACGUCCUUGGUGAAUCUGAUGAAGGAAGUCACCAGGCAGUUCCUGGUAGGUUGCACACCAAUAAUCCUGUACGACUCUUUUCUCGAAAAGAGCGACACUCUGCUUCUCGAGAAGCUGUUCACGGACUUUCCCAUACCUUACAUCCAUGGCCAAAUAACUCGCAAUUAUUCCAUCAAUUUGAAGAAGAUAGUCAAGGAUACAGAAAACACCUGCGUCUCGUAUAUACUAUUCCUGGCCGACGUGAUGCGAUGCCGCGACGUUAUAGGCGAGCAGAACACUAACCGAGUCGUUAUAGUAGCCAGGUCAUCACAGUGGCGAGUUUACGAGUUCCUAGGCAGCGAAACAGCUCGAGAUUUCGUAAACCUUCUAGUCAUCGCUCAGAGCGAGAAGAUCUUACCCAUAGACCAAGAACGUCCGUACAUUUUGUACACGCACCGACUGUAUGUGGACGGAAUCGGCUCCAGCGCUCCCAUGGUAUUAUCCUCCUGGAUGCGUAACGCUUUCACCAAAGCUGACGUGAACCUCUUCCCCACGAAAAUCCAAAACGGUUUCUCCGGACACCGUUUCAUAAUAUCCUUGGCCUCUCAACCUCCCUUCACAAUAAAAAGAGGCCGCGAUGAGAAUGACGAUAUCCAGUGGGACGGAAUUGAAGUUAGAUUAGUCGGUUUAUUAGCCGAGACGUACAAUUUUACUACGGACUUCCGUGAAGCGAAGGACGUUAACAUUUUAGGUUCGGGUAAGGCUGUAUCCAGAGAGAUAGCUUCGAGGAAGGCAAACCUGGGUUUAGGUGGUAUCUACGUAACCUCUGAUCUCGUUAACUUGGUAGAUUUAUCACAUGCACAUUCCCAAGAUUGCGCAUCGUUUGUCACCCUCAGCUCUACAGCGCUGCCACGCUACCGCGCCAUCAUGGGACCCUUCCAUUGGACGGUAUGGUUAGCAGUGACUUUAAUCUACAUAUUCGCAAUAUUCCCUUUAGCCCUAUCUGACAAGUUGAGUCUUAAAUACCUCAUUCAGAAACCGGAAGAAAUGGAGAACAUGUUCUGGUAUGUCUUCGGCACAUUCACCAACUGCUUUACCUUCGGCGGAGAAGCAUCCUGGAGCAAAUCCGACAAGGUCACUACGAGAAUCCUAGUUGGUUUCUACUGGAUCUUCACUAUUAUAACAACCGCCUGCUACACUGGAUCUAUUAUAGCCUUUGUCACCUUACCGAUUUAUCCAGAAACAGUAGACACAACAAAGCAAUUGAUCGAAGGCCAUUUUCAGAUAGGCACUCUUGAUAAAGGAGGCUGGCAGAAUAUGCUAGUCAACUCCACGGAUAAAUACACCAAGAAGAUAUUCAAGAACAUGGAGUUUUUACCCAAUGUUGAAUCUGGUUUCAAAAACAUAACGAAAGCUUUCUUUUGGCCAUACGCGUUUUUAGGUUCUGAAAGUGAAUUGAAUUACAUAGUUCGCAACAACUUUUCCUCCGUAAACAAACGGUCAGUAUUACAUGUAAGCAAGGAAUGUUUCGUGCCUUAUGGUGUAUCAAUGUUAUUCACGCUGAAUAGUGUCUACAAAGAGGUAUUGAAUAAUGGAUUGUUGAGAGCAGUUCAGAGCGGGUUUCUGAUUAAAUUAAAGCACGAUGUGGAAUGGCAAAUGCUAAGGAGUUCGACGGGCAAACUCCUUCAGGCAAAUGUGGGCGGUACGAUGCACCUGAAAGUGGAGGAUAGAGCGCUAUCUCUGGAUGAUACUCAAGGAAUGUUUUUGCUUUUGGGUGCUGGUUUUCUGUUAGGUGGCGCCUCACUAAUCUCCGAAAUGGUCGGAGGUUGCGUGAACUUCUGCAAGCAAAAGAUCCGCAGAUUGAGCACAACUAGUAUAGAAAGCAACCCCAGAUCGCACGACACCCUUACGCCAAGGGAGAAAUUAAAUUCCAUUCAGUACAGCAUACACUCGAGGCUGUGCAGUAUUCCCGACAACAACAGUAUCCAGAACACGCCGGACCUCGACGAAGAGAUCGACCGGAUCUUCAAUCUUGACAACCUCUUCGGCGAGUGCAACAGCGAAGAUACAACCACCACAGAAGAGAUAGUUAGCGACAAUUACUAUUAAAGAUGUAGUUCCAAGAAGUUUUUGUGCAUUUUCUGUUAGUUUCUUCCUUUACUACAAUAAAUAUUUUAGUUAUAU